AAGUUAAAAGGCGAAUCCACAGUGGCCAAAGACCGGCUCAUAAAGGAGGCAAAGCUGUUAUACGGAAUAAAGCAUUCGAAUAUUCCGACUUUUCUGGGAUUUAACGAUAAUCCUUAUUCAUUAAUGGUUGAAUUUUCGACGCUCGACUUUAGACCCUUUGGACACGAGAAAAGAGUGGACAACCUUGGAGAUUUCUGCCAUUUUGUUGACGAUGCUUACGACUUUGAAUCGUUUGCGGAUGUUUUGGUCGUCUGUGCGAGGGACGUUGUUAGUGCACUCAAUUAUCUCCAUAAGCAUGACAUUGCGCACAGAGACUUAAAACUUAGCAACGUAUUAGUGAACAACCAACACUAUUCCAACGAAGACCAGGAAUUAGUUUGGCGUAUUAUGCCUUGUGUCCCAUCAACUGCAAAGUGA
Paramuricea clavata is the source of this 417-nucleotide messenger RNA. Lineage: Eukaryota; Metazoa; Cnidaria; Anthozoa; Malacalcyonacea; Plexauridae. The record is from the annotation of a GenBank genome assembly.